AAAUCUUGUCUAUGUAAAAAUACUGAAUAACGAUUGGCCCGGCGAUUCUCUACGAACAUUCGUUCUCGCUCCGAAAACGCCAAAUACGCUUUCAAACCAAAAUGGAGGAUUUGUCGGUCGAGGUGUACGGUGAUAAUGGUGCUUAUUAUAAGGCCAUUGUCACCGACGUUCUCGACAACGAGGUUCUCGUAGCCUUUGAAAAUGACUGGCAGCCGGAGUCGAAAUUCCCGUUCUCCCAAGUGUUUUUACCACCGAAAGACACAGGCAAGCAUACAGAGUUCGUGGAAAACCAAGAGGUGGAGGUAUUCGCGAGAUCCAAUGAAAAGGAAGCAUGUGGGUGGUGGACAGCUAAUAUCAAGAUGAUGAGAGGCGACUUUCUUGUGAUAGAAUACCUAGAAUGGGACAACUGCUACACGGAAAUUGUGCCAAAGGACCGCCUCCGAGUAAAGACUCCCAAGACACCUAUUGACAAGAAUACCUUCCACAAGUUCGAAAUAACCGUACCGGAUGAUCUCAAGGACUAUGCGAAGGUGGAGAACGCUCACAAGGAGUUCCAGAAGGCGAUAGGCGCCGCGCUGGUGUGGUACGUGCCGGAGCGCGGCGUGCUGGCCGUCGUGUCGCGCUGCGAGACCUCGCACAAGCGCGCGCAGAUGUUGCAGGAGAUGCACUUUAGGAAUCUAACUCAGAAGCUGUUAUUGCUGAAAAAGACUGAAGAAGCAGCCAAACAGUUGGAGUCCACUAAAAUACAUAAUCAGGGCGGCUACACAGAUGAAUUCUCCGUGCGUGAAGAUCUGAUGGGAUUGGCAAUCGGCACGCACGGGGCUAACAUACAACAAGCACGCAAGGUGGCUGGAGUCACCAACAUCGAGCUGGAGGAGGUUUCAUGCACGUUCAAGAUCUGUGGCGAGUCGGUGGAGGCGGUGCGCGCGGCGCGGUCGCUGCUGGAGUACGCGGAGGAGUCCAUCAAGGUGCCGCGCGCGCUCGUCGGGAAGGUCAUCGGCAAGAACGGGAAGGUCAUACAGGAGAUCGUGGACAAGAGCGGAGUGGUGCGCGUCAAGGUGGAGGGCGACAACGAGCCGCAGCCGUCGGCGCCGCGCGAGGAGGGCAUGGUGCCCUUCGUGUUCGUGGGCACGCGCGAGAACAUCGCCAACGCCAAGGUGCUGGUGGAGUACCACGUGGCGCACCUCAAGGAGGUGGAGCAGCUGCGCGCAGAGAAGCAGGAGAUCGACCAGCAGCUGCGCUCCGUGCUGGGCGGCGCCACGCAGACAUACCCCCCGCCGCGCGGACAGCCCCCCGCGCGCGCCCGACGCACGCGCCCGCCCCACCACCGCUACCCCACCGCAGGCGGGCGCCGCAUGACGCCGGAGUUGGGCGACGAGCGCAGCGACAGCGCCGGCUACCGCGGCCGCGGCGGACGGGCGCCCAGGCCCAACAGGUCGAGUGAGCGCGGCGAGCGCGGCGAGCGCCGCGUGCCGCUGGAGAACGGCCGCGCGCACCCCGCGCCGCCGCGCCAACCAAGGACUACUGCGCCCAGUGGCAGACGACGCGAAGACAGACGGAGGCAAACUGAUGAUGAGAGCAGUGUGCUAGACAGCCAGGACGUGUCCAGUGCGGACCGAGACUCCGCGACGUCGGACGAGGGGCGCGGCGCGGGCGAGGCGGCCGCGCGCCGGCGGCGCCGCAGGAGGACAGGAGGCGGGUGGAAGAACGGGCUGAGCGGCGGCGGGGGCGCGGGCGGCGGCGGGGGCGCGGGCGCGGGCGGCGGCGCGGCGGGCGAGGGCGCGCGCGCGGCGCCGGCCGGCUCCAAGCGCCGCUCGCCGCUGGCCAAGCCCAAGCCCGAGGCGCUGCUCAACGGCACCGCGUAGGCCGCGCCCCCGCCCGCGCCCCCGCGCCCCCGGCCGGCCCCGGCCCGGCCGGCCCUGACGUGACGCCAGCCGCGCCCGCGCGGCGCAUAUAAUUAUCCUAACGUAACGUAACAUGUAUGGCGCGGCCCCCGCCGCCGCCGGGGGCCCGCCGUCACUAGACUUACUCGUAUUAUGCUUUUGUAAGAGAUUCGUGAUUUGUAUUCCUGAUUACUCGAUAAUAUGAAAAAUUAAAGAUGUGUACGUCGCUCCCGGACGAUACGCGCCGAUCGCGGCCUUUCGGUACCUUUAUGGGAGAUCGGACAUAGCGCAGUACAUACGUGUUCGUAGCCUGUACUCUGUGGUUAUGUGAUUUCCUAUAAAAUAAACAUUUCUGUACAUAUUUUCAA
This is a messenger RNA of Spodoptera frugiperda (fall armyworm), 2251 nucleotides long. RefSeq names its product RNA-binding protein fxr1-A (gene Fmr1). Lineage: Eukaryota; Metazoa; Arthropoda; Insecta; Lepidoptera; Noctuidae. The record is from RefSeq and is a predicted model, not a curated record. Gene Ontology annotation, molecular function: protein homodimerization activity; translation regulator activity; mRNA 3'-UTR binding. The coding region runs from base 102 to 1865 and encodes 587 amino acids. Gene Ontology annotation, cellular component: nucleus; postsynaptic density; neuronal cell body. The transcript is spliced from 13 exons. Gene Ontology annotation, biological process: anterograde axonal transport; regulation of dendritic spine development; central nervous system development.